Molecule: messenger RNA, 1581 nt
Organism: Lachancea mirantina
Lineage: Eukaryota; Fungi; Ascomycota; Saccharomycetes; Saccharomycetales; Saccharomycetaceae
Source: the annotation of a GenBank genome assembly
AUGGGUCUAUUCGACAAAGUUAAAGAAUUUGCCAGCAACCAAAACAGUAGCAGCGGUGGCAACGGUGACAACGGUGGCAGUGACCUUGUCUCCAAGGCUGAAGGGAUUCUAGGCAAGGAAAGGGUGGACAAGAUCAGAAACGAUGUGGGGUCCGACAAUUUCGACAAAUUCGAGGGUUCCGUCAGGCAACAGUUGUCCAAGACGUCAAUUAGUGACAAUAAGAAAUCGUCCUCGGGUAAUAGAUCCGCUGGCGACUCUUACGGCAACGAUUCCUACGGAAACGAGUCCUACGGCUCUAGCAGCAAUAACAACUCUAACUCCUACGGUAAUGACAACUAUGACUCUAACAGCAAUAACAACUCCAACUCCUACGGUAAUGACACCUACGGCUCUAACAGCAAUAACAACUCUAACUCCUACGGUAGUGACAACUAUGGCUCCAACAGCAACAAUAACAAUUCGAGCUCAUAUGGUGAUGACACCUACGGCUCCAACAGCAACAAUAACAACUCUAACUCCUACGGUAGUGACAACUAUGGCUCCAACAGCAACAAUAACAAUUCGAGCUCAUAUGGUGAUGACACCUACGGCUCUAACAGCAACAACAACUCCAACUCCUACGGUGAUGACACCUACGGCUCCAAUAACAACUCCAGCUCAUACGGAGACGAUUCUUACGGGUCUUCGAAAAAGAAGUCUGACAAAAAGUCCGACAAGAAAUCAGGAUCUAACGACUAUAGCUCCAGCUCUUACGCAAAUGAUUCCUACGGGGACGAUUCCUACGGUUCUGGUAAGAAGUCUGGAUCAAACGACUACAAUUCCACCUCAUACGGAAACGAUUCCUAUGGAUCGAACGAUAACGGUAACUCGGACUCCUACGGCAACGACUCCUACGGUAACGACUCUUAUGGAUCUUCCAAAAAGAAAUCCGACAAGAAAUCAGGGUCCGACAAGAAAUCCGGCUCAAAUGACUACAACUCCAGUUCAUACGGAAACGGUUCCUAUGGCUCAAACGAUAACGAUAACUCGAACUCAUACGACAACGACUCCUAUGGAUCUUCUAAGAGGUCUGACAAGAAAUCGGGAUCUGGCGACAACAACUCGAGCUCCUAUGGUAAUCAAAACGCUAGUGACUCCUAUGGGAACAAUGACUCUUCCUACGGCAACGACUCCUAUGGUAACGAUUCGUAUGGAUCUUCUACGAGGUCUGACAAGAAAUCGGGAUCCGGCGACUACAACUCGAGCUCCUAUGGUAAUCAAAACACUAGUGACUCCUAUGGGAACAACAACUCGUCCUAUGGUAAUGACUCCUACGGUAACCAGAACAGCAACAGCUCGCCGUACGGAAACGACUCUUAUGGAAACUCAAACAAAAACUCCUCCUACGGAAAUGACUCCUACGGAGACAACUCCUACGGAAACAGCAACAACAACAAUAACAACAGCUCCUCCUACGGAAACAACAGUUCAUCUUACGGAAAUGAUUCGUACGGGGGCGGCAACUCUAACUCUUAUGGAAACAAUUCGUAUGGGAAUGAUAGCUACAGCAACGACAAUAACAACAACGGUAGCUCCUGGUGA